AUGAAAAUAAACGAUCAAGAGAGCGUGCCCUGGGGCCUGCUCUUGGACCCCAGGGAGUCCUUCGGGGACCAUCGGGUCUUCCGUGAGCACCCGAACAGUUCGGCCAUCCUCGGCCCUUCUACUGAAUCAUUUGAUAUUCAGUGGCACACGUUUGAAAUACUUCUUCAUUUUACAGAUUGCCACAAAGGAUCGAAAUACGAUGCUAAAGCUAAAAAGUGUAUCUGCCAGUCCGGGUAUUUAGGUAGAACUUGUAGCAAUACAUGCAAACACCGUUGGAACAGUGAUGCAACAUACCUAUGGGAGAAUGCGUGUGUUCGUAUGAACAACGUGUGGGAAAACUGCCAACAGUCAUGUUCCGGAUGCAGAGGAGGAAACACACGACACAAGUGUAAGAACAACAAACCGAACUGGUGUCUACGCGAGAUGCUUCACGUUUUAGGAAUGGCAAAAAGGAAACUAUGUUUCUAUUGGAAAGAAAACUGCCCGAGAAUUUGCCUCAAGAGUAAGACAACAAACCGAACUGGAAAAACAAAAGAAAUGAAAAUGUGUUUCAAGAAUUGAUGAAGAUUCAACCACGGGAACUAAAAGUUGUAAUUAUUGUAAUGUCGAUCAUAUUGACACGUCAAAAUAAACAAUCUCAGCAGUU
Molecule: messenger RNA, 646 nt
Organism: Gigantopelta aegis
Lineage: Eukaryota; Metazoa; Mollusca; Gastropoda; Neomphalida; Peltospiridae
Exons: 5
Coding region: 1-561 (186 amino acids)
Source: RefSeq, a predicted model, not a curated record